GAAAUGCUUCCAGGGGAGCAGGUGGGUAUGGUUCUUAAUCACAGGGGACACAAUGGUCAGGGAACAGGUUUAGCCUUCAUGCCAGUGGUGCUGCUUUACAUUCUCCCAUACAAGUUAAUGAUUCACUUAUUCACUCAUAGGGCAAAAGGUAAAGCACUAUAUUGGCAGAACAGUGUUGUAUGCUUAAUAGAGCCUGCCUUCCACUCUUGUCAUUAGCUUAGAUUGCAUGAUAUCCAUUGACUAGGAUCCUUGAGAGAGGAAAGAACGGCUUCCACAUAGAAUAUAGCCAGCAGAUUAUACCAUAUUUACCUGAAUCAAAGAGGAUUCUGAAUUUAACAUGACCUCCUUAAAGAACUGUUUUUACCCGAAUCCAAGACUAGAUUUCCCCCCAGGUUCUUUGCUGUUAGAAAUGGGGGAAGGGGCCCCUCUUAAAUUCAGAGUCUUCUUCCUUUCAGUUUAAUGCAGGUAUACCCGUCUUGUAUUCUAGUAAAUACGGUAGAGGUUAAAUAAGGCUAUACUUGCUAUAAGGCUAUUUAUUCAGAAUGAACAGGACUCUGAAUUUAAGAUGACCUUCUGAAUUCUAAUAUUAAACUUGGGAAAGAACUAUUCUUGGAUUCAGAUAAAUAUAGUAUUGAAAUGCUUGACUAACAAGCAGAAGGUUGCCGGUUUGAAUCCCCACUGCUACUAUAUUGGGCAGCAGCGAUAUAGGAAGAUGCUAAAAGGCAUCAUCUCAUACUGCGCAAGAGGAGGCAAUGGUAAAUCCCUCCUGUAUUCUACCAAAGAAAACCACAGGGCUCUGUGGGCUCCAGGAGUCGAAAUCGACUGGACGGCACAUUUUACCUUCAUCUUGCUAGAGGAUGGGAUCAGAUUAGUGCUCGAGGAGAUGAAAGCACUGUAUGAACAGAACCAGAGUGAUGUCAAUGAAGCCAAGUCAGGACGUGGUGAAUUGAUUCCAACAAUCAAGUUUCGUCACUGUUCUUUGCUGAGAAAUCGAAGAUGUAUCCUUGCAUACCUGUAUGACCGCUUACUUCGUAUCCGUGCGCUUAGGUGGGAAUACGGUAGCGUCUUACCAAAUGCUGUCCGAUUUCACAUGUCAGCUGAAGAAAUGGAGUGGUUCAAUCAAUAUAAAAAGUCUUUGGCUACCUAUAUGAGAUCUUUAGGAGGAGGAGAUGGACUCGAUCUUACACAGGAUAUUAAACCCCCCAAAAGCUUGUACAUUGAAGUUCGCUGCUUAAAAGAUUAUGGAGAAUUUGAGAUUGAUGAUGGCACAACUAUUCUUCUGAAGAAGAAUAGCCAGCAUUUUUUACCACGUUGGAAAUGUGAGCAGUUAAUCAGGCAAGGAAUUCUGGAGCAUAUCCUAUCAUAAACGGUUAAGAUCUGCAGGUGGACUCUUCUGAUUUAGUACCAUAAACUAAAUGUAUUUUAGCAGAUUUUUAAUUGGAGUUAAGCAGCAAAGGAUGUCACAAUGACUUCUCGCCUUUGGAAAACGCAAGGAAAAAGCUUCAAGUUACUGUUUUGGAAACUAUAUGGAUAAUACCUUCUGAACAAGCAAACAGUUUUAGAAGGCCACUUUCCUGAAACAAGUGGGUUUUCUUUAAGUUUGUAGCUGUUGAGUACCUUUGCUUCUGGAUACUUCGUAGGCCUCCAGCGGCAUGUUUUUGUUCCUGCUCGGUGCAUGAAGGACAUUGUUACUGUAAACAUUAACAAAUGUAAGCCUUUCGGUGGUAAUACUUUUAUAUGCUGUGUGAAAUUUUGCCAAUGACUUUUGUAUAACACCUGUAAUUUCUAUAGUAGAUCAAUGUUUUUAUGGCUUGGCAUGGUUGCUGGUUUCUCUACUAGCUUUUACUCUAGCCAUUUCAUCAAGUUUCUUGUGACAGCUAUAAUGGGUCAUUUUCCUAAAUGAGUUAUCAGUAACAACUCUUAAGAAGUAGUCCACAUGCAUGCAGUCAGUAUGUACGGAUUAUAGUUGGACAGUGCUACAUCACAGCCCUUUCCCUUGUCGCAGAGCUCAGUAGUCCUGUCAGGCUGAACAUCUAUUAUUUAUGCAGCACUGUUAAAGAGAUACCAAGUGCUUCAUAAAAUAUUGCAUUGCAAUCCUGCCAACAACCCUGUAAGCGAGAUAUUCUAUCUCUGUUGUGAGGAAGGAACACAGAGGCUUGGCUAAAGGUCACUCUAAGUGAGUUUUCGUGGUGGAUGGCGUGUGUGUGUGUGACUUCUUAUAGGCUCAGGUUUUCUAGAAAUUAUACUGUACCAGCUCACCCAUGAAAGAAAGGGGAGGAGACUCUUCUGCUUUUUCUCCAAUAGGUAGUUUUGCUUUGUAGUCUUUUUAAAAUUUUGAAUGGAAUGUUGCUGUAAUGUUGAUGAAAGGACUAAUUUUGUAGUCUCUACCAGUCCCAUGAUUUUAGGCUUCACUGCUGCCACCAAGUAGACUUUUAUAUUUUCUCUUGCUGAGCCUACUGAAACAGCAAAUCUCUUGUUUUACUGAAAACAUUUCCAAACCUCUGUUUAGGUAAACAUGGGUUGGGGAAGACAGAUAAUUAAAUUCAAAAAGAGAAAUUUUACUCUAGAACUGUUCAAUUCAAGUGGUAGUUCUUUUGGAAAACUUUGUAUAAAGAGGCAGCAACCACAUGAGCACAACGAACAAAUAAAAUUUGAGAAAAAUUCA
Hemicordylus capensis (graceful crag lizard) is the source of this 2665-nucleotide messenger RNA. RefSeq names its product GINS complex subunit 1 (gene GINS1). The transcript is spliced from 7 exons. Gene Ontology annotation, cellular component: GINS complex. The coding region runs from base 713 to 1366 and encodes 217 amino acids. NCBI's taxonomy places the organism in Eukaryota, Metazoa, Chordata, Lepidosauria, Squamata, Cordylidae. Gene Ontology annotation, biological process: DNA replication; DNA strand elongation involved in mitotic DNA replication. The record is from RefSeq and is a predicted model, not a curated record.